UUAGGUCAACACAGGGCAAGCGAAACUCAGGACGAGAUUAAACAAAAACCCUAAAGUUGGAAGUUUGAGAUUCUGAUCAUUUCCAUUCAGCUUCAAUGGCGACGGAAGCGCCUUCACAAGCCCCAUCCGAGGAUAUACAGUCCCUCUCAAUCUCCGACGCUUCAGUGCAAGAGCCCGGUUGCUCAUCGAACUCUUCAUCAAACCAAUUGAGCUUGGACGAGAAGUUUCGAAUUGUUAGAAGUGUUGGGGAAGAGUGUAUCCAAGAAGAUGAGCUGCGGAACCUGCUGGAGAAGAAGCCUGAACCAGUGUGCUAUGACGGCUUCGAACCCUCUGGGAGAAUGCAUAUUGCUCAGGGAGUGAUGAAGGCAAUAAAUGUCAACAAGCUUACUUCUGCUGGGUGCAGAGUGAAAAUAUGGAUUGCAGAUUGGUUUGCUCAGCUAAACAAUAAAAUGGGGGGCGAUCUGAAGAAAAUUGAGACUGUUGGCCAGUACCUGAUCGAGAUAUGGAAAGCAGUGGGGAUGGAUCUGGAACGAGGCAAGGUCGAAUUUUUGUGGUCGUCCAAGGAGAUUAACUCAAGGGCAUCAGAAUACUGGCCCCUUGUAAUGGAUAUUGCUCGGAGGAACAAGCUUCCAAGGAUAAUUAGGUGUAGCCAAAUUAUGGGAAGAAAUGAGCAGGAUGAGUUGAGCGCCGCCCAAAUUUUCUAUCCAUGCAUGCAAUGUGCCGACAUUUUUUUCCUGAAGGCUGAUAUCUGUCAACUGGGAAUGGAUCAACGGAAAGUAAAUGUACUUGCAAGAGAGUAUUGUGAUGAUAUCAAGAGGAAGAACAAGCCUAUCAUCCUAUCACACCACAUGUUACCGGGCUUACAGCAAGGGCAGGAGAAGAUGUCAAAAAGUGAUCCGUCAUCCUCUAUAUUUAUGGAAGAUGAUGAGGCGGAAGUGAAUGUGAAGAUAAAGAAAGCAUACUGCCCUCCAUUGAUCGUGGAAGGGAAUCCAUGCCUGGAGUACAUUAAGUAUCUUAUUUUCCCUUGGUUCAAGGAGUUCACGGUGGAACGAAGUGCUGAUCAUGGUGGAAAUAAGACCUUCACAAGCUUCGAAGAACUGGUUGCUGACUACGAAACAGGAGUACUGCAUCCUGGUGAUCUCAAACCAGCAUUGUCUAAGGCUUUGAAUAAGAUACUGGAGCCUGUACGAGAGCACUUCAAAAAUGAUAGCAGAGCCAAAGAUUUAUUAAAGAGGGUCAAGGCUUACCGAGUCACCAAGUGAGGAAGAAUGGCCGUGUUUUCUCCUUCCCAAUUUAUGGAUGAAGUGAAAUUAUUGAGGAUCUUAUUUGAUUUUUGCUCUUUUACGGUCAAUUUAGAACUUUUAAAGCUGCUUCUAUACUCUAAUGGGCACAGAUACGAGCGUCAAAACUCAUGUUUAUUCUUGAGCAACGAGAAAAUGAGAAGUUUCUAGUGAACUAUGAGGACUUGUGUGUGUUCCACUUAAAUUAGUUUGUAGCUUAAGACAAAAGCUGGCGUAAAUUUGAAAGUAUGACUGUGAUGCUACAUUUUGAUUCAAUAAAAUUUAGAUUUUGGUUA
Molecule: messenger RNA, 1576 nt
Organism: Momordica charantia (bitter melon)
Lineage: Eukaryota; Viridiplantae; Streptophyta; Magnoliopsida; Cucurbitales; Cucurbitaceae
Product: Tyrosyl-tRNA synthetase, class Ib, bacterial/mitochondrial
Biological process (GO): tyrosyl-tRNA aminoacylation
Cellular component (GO): cytoplasm
Molecular function (GO): tyrosine-tRNA ligase activity; ATP binding
Source: RefSeq, a predicted model, not a curated record